This is a messenger RNA of Schizosaccharomyces osmophilus, 270 nucleotides long. It is a transcript of the gene mhf2, whose product is annotated as CENP-X-like protein. The record is from RefSeq and is a predicted model, not a curated record. Gene Ontology annotation, molecular function: protein heterodimerization activity. The transcript is spliced from 2 exons. NCBI's taxonomy places the organism in Eukaryota, Fungi, Ascomycota, Schizosaccharomycetes, Schizosaccharomycetales, Schizosaccharomycetaceae. Bases 1 to 270 code for a protein of 89 amino acids. Gene Ontology annotation, cellular component: Fanconi anaemia nuclear complex; FANCM-MHF complex. Gene Ontology annotation, biological process: replication fork processing; kinetochore assembly; DNA repair.
AUGGAGCAGGAAAACGAACGCUUGUCCCUCAACACUUUGGCUCGUAUUUUGACCCUAUAUUUCAAUUCUGAAAAGGGUACAAAAAUUACACCAAGUGCUUUGGAACUCAUAACACAAUAUAUUAGAAUUUAUACGAAAGAAGCUGUUUGCCGUGCGUACGAGGAAAAAAAGCGUUCUUCGAUUACUAUGAGUGAUGAAGAUGAUAUAAUUCUCGAAAUGGAGGAUUUGGAAAAUGGAAUCGCUGCUCAACUGGCUUUGGAUUUUAGUUGA